Molecule: messenger RNA, 546 nt
Organism: Botrytis deweyae
Lineage: Eukaryota; Fungi; Ascomycota; Leotiomycetes; Helotiales; Sclerotiniaceae
Exons: 4
Coding region: 1-546 (181 amino acids)
Source: RefSeq, a predicted model, not a curated record
AUGGCCGAUGGAUUGAACGAUCAAAGAACUGCUCGGGUAGCAGAUCUUCUCUCCGACUUCCGCACUCUUCAAUACUACAUCGCUGCUGCUCCUACCGACCCGUCAAAUAUGGAUGAUUACUACACUGAAGGAUAUGCCGCUCUGCGUCAAUGCUCCUUAGAUGGCCAGCAUAUCCUAAACUGUGCUGCUGAAACUCGAGUCCCACGAGUUCGCGGUGGCGCAGAUGAGCAAUCUAAAGCGGAAUUGCAACAGGUACUCCUGGAUGCAUUUUCUCGCCGUCACGAGGCUCAAAAGAUCUACCUUCGCCAAGGUGCGGCACAGCGCUGGAUCAGUUACAGAGAUCAAGUGUUACAGGGCCAGAGACCUCAUACCGGGCACACGGAUCAAUUGAACGCAUGCGACGUGCAGCUACGAGCAGAAUUGGUAUCAAUCACAGAUGAGGCCAUCUACUCGGAUCUAAGGUCGUCCGAUUAUGGGAUGGGGCGCUGGACGCAAGAAGAUCCGAGCUUGAGACAUGUACAGAGAUGGAUUAGGGCUAGACGUUAA